AUGGCCAACAUCCAGCAGCUCUUUGGCGAGCUCGAACGCCAUAUCAAGCGCGAGGAACAUGACAAAGUUCUCGUCAUUAGCGACAAGAUUCUCGCAGUGGACCCCAAAGACAAGGACGCGCUUCACUGCAAAGCCAUUACUUUGAUCCGCCUGGAACGUUACCCCGAUGCUCUCUCCAUCCUCAACCGUGGUCUCGAGGGCAAGUUUGUCUUUGAAAAGGCUUACUGUCUUUACCGCACCAACCAACUCUCCGACGGUGCUACUCUGAUCGAGGCGACGCGCAAGCAUGUUCAGUUGACUGGCGGUCAGCUCCCCUGGGAUUUGCGCCACUUGGAGGCUCAGAUGCUCUACCGUAUGGAACGUUAUCAAGAUUGCAUUGAGCUCUACGCCGGAAUGCUCAAGGACACCUCAAAGUCGGAUGACAGCUACAACGACAUCAUGACCAACUUUAAUGCCUGCAAGGCGGCUGUGCUCUACUCGGGAGAGACUCUAGAUGAACGCUGGAAGGCCGAGGAUGUAAUCAAGACCACCUAUGAGCUCAGCUUCAACUCGGCCUGUGCACGUAUUGCGCAGGGUGACUACACCCAGGCUCUUACUCUGCUGGAGGAAGCCAAGACCCUUUGCCGCGAGUCAUUGAGUGAAUAUGAUGAGGAGGAGAUCGAACAAGAGAUGGCUAUUAUUAUUGUUCAGACGGCCUACGUCUACCAAUUGCUCGGACGCACCGAGCAGGCCCGCGAGCUCUACCAAUCGGUUCUCAAAAUCAAGGCUUUGGAGGUCACGGUUCCAGCAGUUGCCGCCAACAACUUGGUUGCUAUUCAAAAGGAGGAUGACUUGUUCGAUUCGACGAAGAAGAUCAAGUCCGCCAACACCAAAGCCCUUGGAGUCAAGUUUCUUUCAUCUCAGAAGAGAACCAUAGCCAUGAACGAGCUCUUGCUUCAGCUCUACCAGAACAAGUUUGCCGCCUGCCGUGAUACCGCUCAGCAGUUGCUCAAAUCUCAACCCGACAACGACGCCCUCUACCUCAUCCUGGCUGCCACCUUGCACCGCCAAAAGAAGACCGCCAAAGCGUUGGAGGAGCUGAAGGAGUUUGCUGCUGCCAAGCCGGAUUCAGUUGCCGUUCAAUUUGCAAUUGUUCAGUUGGAGCUGAUCAACGGACAGGAUUAUACGACCGCUAUCGAGUCUUUGACCCGCUUCUUGAGGUCAUUGCCCGAGAAGGAGCAGCAUCGUCCAGGGUAUGUCGCAUUGUUGGUCUGGUUGUACGACCAGGCUGGUCAGGGCGAGAAAGGAGUUGAUCUGUUGAGCGAGGCCAGUGCUAUCUGGACCAAGAAUAACAAGGGAUCGGGAUCAAACACAGCAUUGCCCUUGACAUUGUUGAGGCAGACUGCUGCCUUCAAGCUGAGAUCGCACCGCUACAAAGACGCCGCCAAGGAUUACGAGGAGCUUGUUCGUGCCGAUCCCUCCGACCCCGCCAGCAUCGCGGGCUUGAUUAUGGCCUACUCCGAGUUCGAACCGACCCUGGCCGAGAAGUACGGAGCCUCUUUGCCUGAGAUGAAGAAUGUGAUGGCCUUGGAUGUUGAGUCUCUCGAAAGAGUUGUUCCAGGAUUGAAGCGCGAAUACGUGUCAACUGAGAACGCAGGAGCCGCUAUUGGCGGCGGCCGCCGCCCAUUGGGUCCUGGAUCAAGAUCUCGUCGUACUGGAGCCCGUCGUCUCAGGAAGCGCAAGCCCUUGUUGCCCAAGAACUAUGAUGCUGCUGCUCCUGGAACACCUGAUCCUGAGAGAUGGUUGCCAAAGCGCGAUCGUGCAGCAGCGCGCCUAGCCAGGACCCGCAAGACUGGCGGUGGCUCAAGAAAGGACAUGGGCAAGGGACCUCAAGGACUGAACUUGGAGGGCGGUGGCAUCGGUGGCACAGGUAGUGCUAGAAUUGCCGGGCGCGAGCCUAUUGCACCUGCAGCUCCUGCAAGGGAGAUUCCAGUUGUCGAGGAGGUUGUUGAUAUUGCAGCUAUUGCCAAGGCAAAGAGUUCUUCAAACUCGAGCAAAAAGAAGAAGGGCAAGAGCAAGGGCAAGUGGUGA
This is a messenger RNA of Linnemannia hyalina, 2070 nucleotides long. NCBI's taxonomy places the organism in Eukaryota, Fungi, Mortierellomycota, Mortierellomycetes, Mortierellales, Mortierellaceae. The record is from the annotation of a GenBank genome assembly.